Psilocybe cubensis is the source of this 4935-nucleotide messenger RNA. RefSeq lists its product as uncharacterized. The transcript is spliced from 29 exons. Lineage: Eukaryota; Fungi; Basidiomycota; Agaricomycetes; Agaricales; Agrocybaceae. The record is from RefSeq and is a predicted model, not a curated record. The coding region runs from base 1 to 4935 and encodes 1644 amino acids. Gene Ontology annotation, molecular function: chitin binding; hydrolase activity, hydrolyzing O-glycosyl compounds. Gene Ontology annotation, biological process: carbohydrate metabolic process.
AUGAAGUACGAGCGCCGAUCUCAUCGAGAGUUCGCAUGGGCGGUAUCAAGCGACAGUCGAGGUUGUAACGCAUAUCCCCCAGAACUGAUCUCUGCAGAAACAUUGACUCAUGUCAAUUUCGCCUUUGCUCUCAUUUCGGAAGAUUUUCUCUUGCAAGAAAUGACCGUCAACGAUAAUAUCUUAUGGUUGCGAACUACUGCGUUGAAGCAAAAAAAUCCUGCCCUGAAGGUCUUCCUGUCGGUGGGUGGAUGGAGCUUUAACGAUCCACCGACACAACACAUUUUCAGCAAUCUUGCUGGAAGUCUGCAGGCUACCAAUACUUUUAUUGAGAAUGCUCUGGCGGUUAUGCAGGCUUAUGGCUUUGAUGGUAUUGAUAUUGAUUGGGAAUAUCCUGUAGCUCCUGAGCGCGGUGGGGUGCCUGCUGACAAGGAAAACUUCCCGCUCUUCAUGUCGAGAGUCAAAGCAGCUUUUAAGCCUCGUGGUUAUGGUCUAACAUUUACCGCUCCUUCGAGUUAUUGGUAUCUCCAACAUUUUGACCUUCCAGCACUCCUACAAUCGGCUGAUUGGGUCAACAUCAUGACUUAUGACCUUCAUGGUACAUGGGAUAGCACUGAUCCUUACAUCGGGCCAUUUGUCCUUGCCCACACAAAUUUAACUGAAAUCAAAGAUACAAUGCAACUGUUCCGUAACGUUGGCGUCGAUCCUUCGCAGAUGGUUAUGGGAAUUGGCUUUUACGGGCGCUCAUUCACUUUGGUUGACGGGCAAUGCAAUACACCUGGCUGCGCGUUUUCUGGUGGUGGCGAUCCAGGAGAGUGUUCGCUGAGUUCCGGCACUCUGAUGUUCUCGGAAAUCGAGAAGCUGUUGGAUGGAGCGAAUAGUAUCAUCCCUGUAUUUGAUCAGGAAGCGGCUGUUAAGUAUAUUACAUGGAAUGACAAUCAAUGGGUAUCCUACGACGAUGCUCAGACGUUGCAAAUGAAGCUCAACUACGCAAAUAGCAUUUGCCUGGGAGGUACAAUGAUAUGGUCGGUAGAUCAGGACGACAGCAAUUACAGCGCUCUUAGCGGCCUGUAUCCAGACAUAGAUAUCAAUAAACCGUCGUCGGUCGAAUCUGGAAAUCAAUGUCAAGUUACAGGAUGUGGUCAACAAUGUCCCCCUAAAUAUGACUCGCUUACCACGUUGACUCAAAUACCCAAUGGAGGUUCGUGUCCUAAAAAUAACCCGGCGCGUCUUUGCUGCCCAAAAGGCAACGAACCACAAAAUUGUUCUUGGCGUGGAGGUGGUGGAACUAGCUGUAAUGCGCAAUGCAAUGUCGGCGAAGUUGUUCUUGCUUUAGAUGAAACUGGAGAUGAUGGACAUCCUACAUGCAUCCAAGGAUACAAGGCAUUCUGUUGUUCUUCAGGAGAUCCGCAGCCUGGUGCAUGCUUUGGCGGGUCUUGUUUUGCAAGUUCAUGUGCCUCUCCAUAUGUUGUAGAAACCCACGUCAAACAGGGUAGCGCCGACAACGGAAUCUCUUGCGAAUCACAAAAUGGGGCCGUCUGCCCGGAAAUUUGUCAAUCAAAUACGAAGCCUGUGUGUUGUAAUUGUAAGGUUCUCUUCCUAAUGACGCACAUUGUGUGUAUCUCAUGCCUGGUUCAUUUAGCUGGCUACACCAAUUGUCGAUGGGUUGGAGAUCCACCUAAUUGUUUGAAUGCAGUGUGUAGUGCCGGGCAAGUGGCAAUAUUCAGCGAUAUGCAAGGAGAUGCCAGCACACAAUGUGUUGGAAAAAACAAGCGUUUUUACUGUUGUGAUCCUCCUGCUGGAACGUCAUUCCUCCCCGUUCCUCUAAGUUAUGUUUUCCCUGCUACUGGGAAUGGCUUCAAUAUCGAUCAACCUGCGACGUUUACUGCCGAUUUUGAUGACAACACUGGGACAUCGGACACAUCUUCAAGAGGCGCUGGAUCUAGCGGAAUCGACGACGAUGGCGAUGAAAAUGACUCCGCGUUUGGAGAGGUCUUUAUCUCCUCGCCGAACCCUGGUUCCGUCAGCUCAAUGGACAUAGCGUCUGACUGGGUGAUUACAGACUGCUCACCUACGAGUGACAAGCCACAGACAGUCCUUGCCUAUUGUUCAAAAGGCAUGGAAGACGAGGACUCGGGAUGUGGUCAUGUUUUCAUCGCCCAAGCAGAACACACAUUAAUCCGAAUGCCCAAGUCCUGUGGUUUGGGUCCUUAUGCUCGUGUUGUUUCACUGACGGAGCAUCCUGAUCAAAAUUCGCUUCCACAAGAGCACCAGAUGCGGAAACGUUCGACCGAAAAAGUUUAUUCUCUGUCCUUCGAUUAUAAUUUCCUUGCCGUCCCCGAUUCGAAUGGUCCUAUUUUGGACGCCAUCAUCGACAGUCCUCCUGAUUCAGGGACCACGACCACUAAACGGAGGCGCGACUUCCACCAACCUUCGGAAUACAAUAAACGCUGGUUUGGGCCCUUUGACUCGUGGCUGCAAAGGCUCAAUACAGUCCGUUCCGGUGACACAGUCAGUCGAAAUUAUCAUUGGUCGGACACCUAUACCAUCUUCCACGCAGAACAACAAUGUCCCAAUUUCUCGUCUAGUCUUGAUAUCAGUGUCACGGGCACUGCUCAAAUUACAAGUCAAUUUGGAUAUUACCUUGAAGCAACCAUCGUUCCUCCCGCAAUUCAGCAGGCCUAUGUAUUCUUUGAUGCUGGUGCUGGUGCCCAAGCAUCGUUCACGAUAACUGGACUUGCCGAAGCGCAUUACGGUAGUGGCAGAAGAGAAUUGGCCACAUUCGGAUUUCCAGGUCUAUAUUAUCCUGGAUUAUUGACCCUUGGACCGUCGCUUCACCUCUACGGAGAACUUGUUGGGCAACUCAGUUUAUCUGGCCGUUACACUGCGACUAUUGGAUAUACUUUCCCACCUAUAAGCUAUGCUUUUGGUUUAGCUGACGAUAACCCGGAUGAGGAAGAUCCAUCUGGCGCCGUUGGGUCCAACAGUAAUAACGUGGGGUACGAUUUCUCGAUUGGAUAUAACGUAAAUUUGGAUGGAAAUCUGGAAGCACAUAUUAUACCAUCGUUGCAACUCGGAAUCAACGUGUUAGGAGGUUCUCUUAUUGACGCGGAAAUAUUUGCUGAAGCCGACAUGUAUGCCGGUGUGUCCAUAUCUGGAAGUGUAAGCCAAAGUUCAGCACCCCAGUUUUGUAUCAAUCCACAUUACGGGGUCAAUCUCAACGCGGGGUUGACAGGAUCGGUGUUGUUUUGGAGGCCGAAUCCGCUUGUCACAAAUUUCUUCUCCGCCGACUACCCUUUCGGUGGAUCAUGUUUCGGUUCAGUUAACCAAGGCUCGGGAUCAGGCAAUAGCAGACGAGGCAUUGCCGAACCAUUUUAUACAUAUGAAGCGCAUGGGUCGGGCCAACUUGGAUCUAACAUUUCUUUGAAUCAUGAUUUCGAUAUCCCAGCCUAUUCCGUGCUGGAAAAAAGGUCCUCGGCCUCCAAGAAAAUUUGGAAGAACGACGCUGUAAUUCAACAACCAACAACAUCCCAGAUCCCCAAUUAUCCCAGCAAAAAUGCAACUGAGGUCUUGGAUCGUCGAGCGAUACCAUUUUUGCCCGGAUUUUUGACCUGCCCUACUGUUGGUAACGAGAUAUCAGGCCCCAGUGGUUCAAUCGAUUGUUUGUGCUACUCUGACAACAACCUUGACCUAAACGGUGCAACAGGCCAAUACGCCGAUAUUCUAGCAAGAGAGUUCAAUGACAUACCCGCCAACCUUUCGGCGACGUACGAAGAAAGGAUGAUUCGAGACUUCAGCAAUGCGACUACUACUUCUGAUGACGACGAGCAGGAUAUCCAUAUAUUCAGACGUGCUGGAGGCUUCUCCACCAUGGGAACGUGUCCAGCAUAUUUUUUGGACAUGUCUGGAUAUUCAAGUACAUCUAUUGGAACAUUCUUUGACGUCAAACCCGUGGACCAAUUGAAUCCAACUCUUGGGACGUACAAUCCGUGGCCUCCAAACAUCAAUGUGGAUGCUAAUGGUCAGCCUAUACUUACUUCUGCUGAAACCAAUGGCGCAAUCUUUGCUAGAGAACAUGUCUAUGAAGUCAGCAUGGCUGCUCUGUUUAUUGAUCAUCUUCAACAAUUUACCGAUCUUUGGAAAAACAGCGCGCAGGGCGGAUUAUCUUGGUGUAAAUGGGUUCAGCAAUAUUUGAGAUCAGGUUCAAAUUCACUCUUCGAGCAAGUGCAGAAUUGCUAUCCUGGUGAGAAAUUUGUAUUAACUCCUUUAUUUUUUUUCUUAUAUUGGGUAAUGGUAGGUGGUUCGAAUGGGGCUACAUCCAUGGUGAUGUUGGAACAACAAGCAAAUGUUUUCAAAAAUUACGCAUUCUAUGAUACAGAAAGAAAACUAGUACCCGGAAACGGGAACACUAUCCGCCUUGUAGACCCGACAAAAUGGGCAAGUAUGUGUCCUACGAAACAGGUUGCGCGACUUCGUGCAGCCGCAGGUCUUCCGUCAUACUUGAACAAUUUCAGUGUGCAAAGGAAUUUCAAAGCUGACAACACGUGCAUUCGGAAUGCCUGGGUCAAUUGGUAUAACGCAUAUCUGCAAAACCCCAAUGCUAACACCAAUCCCGGGAACGUGAAUAUUCCUCAGAUAUAUGACAACUUUGUAUACAACAUUUUAGCAGGCGUUGUGCCGUACCUCCAGAGCCAAAUCACAACCUUGAUCCAAUCUUUCAAUCCUGGAAAACCUGAUACGGAUACUGUAGACGUCAGACUCUCAUUUGCCAUAGAGCUUGAUUUCUGGACGGAUCAUUUGAACGGCGAUCCCAACACACAAUGGGAUACCACUCUUGCGCCGAAGGCCGACGUGCAAAUUUCGCGGGCUCAGCUCACCACUUCAAUCCUAAAUGCCAUGCCUAGUAUAACAUGGUUGAAUACUAUGCCCACUCAUUGA